Adineta ricciae is the source of this 7071-nucleotide messenger RNA. The record is from the annotation of a GenBank genome assembly. NCBI's taxonomy places the organism in Eukaryota, Metazoa, Rotifera, Eurotatoria, Adinetida, Adinetidae.
AUGCAAACGGCAGAGAGUGUAUGUUUAUGGAAUUACCAAUUUAAAAACAAUUCUCCACCUUCACCGAUCAGUAAUAUGUCAUCGAAAAAAAUUUCGAUGGAAAAAACGCCAUAUUUAGCAUGUACAGAACGGUACUCAUGUCAAAAUGAAAUGUCAUCGAAAGCUAUUUUUUAUUGUCUCGAAUGUAAAAACCUACAAUGUCUCCUAUGCGAAAAAGAAAUUCACGAUCACGUUGGUAAUAGCCAACAUGGACGAUUAACACUCGAUGAAAUCGACGAUGAAUGCUGCUCAAUUGAUCGACGACAUCAUGCUGUCUUUUACUGUACAACAUGUGCAGCGAUGUUUUGCUACAGUUGUUACGAAAAUCAACAUCAACAUUCAGACGGACGACAGCAUAAUUUGCAAAAGUAUCGCGAUGGGCAAAAGCCUACAACUAAGAAGACACAUGAACAAUCCCGAACAUCAACUCAACCGAUUAAGAUUAUUCCGUCUUCUAAUGUGAACAAUAAGCCAAUCAAACCAUCAGCAUCUUCAUUCGAAGAUGUUCAAGUCGAUGAUACUGACGAGAAUCUCAUCUCACCACCGAAUCGAAAGCAACAUGCAAAUCAUAUACCAAAGCGACAUAAUUUCAAUCAAGAGAUGUUACUCGAAUCGAUGAUAGAUGACAGAGAAAAUGAUCAAGUCGAUACUCAUCAUCUUCCGAGUAAGUCUGUACAACAAUCCAAUUCUGAGUCAACACUAGGAUUUUUAUUACUCGAUGCAAAUGAACAUUUAACUGUAAAUACUGAAUCGGAAUUUCUACGCCGUCUGAGAGUUGAUAAAGAUCUCAGUGUUAAGUGUGUGUCCAUUAUUGGAAAUACUGGAGAUGGAAAAUCUCAUACGCUCAAUCAGGUAUUUUUCAAUGGUCGAGAGAUCUUCAAUACCUCACCAACGGCAGACUCCUGUACGAUGGGCGUAUGGUCAGCUCUUGAUGAUAGUCAUCAAACGCUCGUUCUCGAUACCGAAGGCCGUCUAGGUCUAACAGAGAAUGAUAACACGCGCAACAGAUUGUUAUUGAAGAUUCUGUGUAUUAGUGAUAUUGUGAUUUAUCGUACGCGAGCGUCAAAACUGCCGAACGAUAUGUUUCAAUUCCUAUCCGAUGCGUCAAAUGCAUUUUUGAAAUAUUUUCGAAAAGAAUUAGAAAACGUGAUGAAGAAUUGUAAGGCAGAUGGACCUGUAUCGACGAUGGGACCCACAUUGAUUGUAUUUCAUGAGACACAGCAUACAGGAAUUCUAAAAGGCUCAAAAACAGCAGUUGAACAGUUGAAAGAACGAUUUGAAACAAUGAAAUUAUCCUAUGACGCCUACAGUUCAAUGGAAUAUGUUGGCAUUCAAACAGUCGGGAGUAAAUCAUCGAAUUUCAGUGAAAUCAAAGCAAUGAUUGCUGCAACAUUAAACAAUAAUAACAUUCGUUCUCGUCGACGUUUAUCGAUUAUUUUCAAAGCCUUAAAAGCACUAAAUGAGAAAUUCAUUCAUGCCAUUCCUCCAUCGAUACCAUCGACAUUACCCGAUGCUUUUUUCGCUUGCUGCGUUAAAUGUCUAUCAUGCCGAACGAAAUGUACAGCGGUCGCUAAUCAUAAGAAAGAUGAUAUUCCUCACGAAUGUGAGCCGCGUUGUUUAUACAACAAAGAUCUAGACAAUGAAGUCUGGAAAUGUUUGCAAUGCCAUCGUGAAGGUCGAGAUAUGAUUGUGUACGGCAAGUUAAUCACGAAGAACGAUGGUCUUGUUCAAGGACUAUUGAAAUAUGUUUGGUAUGGUUGUGUGAUUGAAUGUCCGCGUCACGGGGAGAUCUAUCGUUCGCGCAAGCAUUGGUACGGAAAUAAUGAACCUAAAGAUGUUACACUCGUAGAAAUUAUCCAUGUUUGGCCCGAUGAUGAUAAUAGUCGAUUAGCGAGCGAUGUUACGCCGAGAAAAUUUAUGGAAUUGAUUGUAUAUGCGAGCAGUUAUUUGUCAGCACCAACGAAGAUGAUAUCGGAAUUAGUUGCCGAUCAAGUCGCACCAUCGUAUUGGGUUCCAAAUAAAGAUGUUAUUGCGUGUUCAUCAUGUAAACUUCUUUUCGGCUCGGAAUAUUCGAAACAUCACUGUCGAGCGUGUGGGCAUGUGUUUUGUGAUACAUGCACGGCUAACCGUCGUAUCGUGUCAUGGAUUGACACGGAAAAGCCAGUUCGUGUGUGCAAUAAUUGUAACGACAGUCCAAAAUCUCGCGCACCAUCAUGUGCCAUACCGUCGACAGCCUCAUCCGAAAUUAAUAAACAGUACAAUCAAAAAACAUCGGAAAAUAGUGGUAGUAGUGGCGAUUCGGCAAGUACAGUGUCAUCUGGUGAACAUUUGAAUGAUCUAUGUUUAUCUCCAACUGAUAUAUUCGAUAUUGAUCAACCGAGUGCAGGUCCAAUUAUUGUUGAUAUUCCAACAACCAGACGCGUUUAUGAAACAGUAAUCAGUGGCUUAGAAAAGAUCGGAGUGAACUAUCCUAUUGAAUUAAUCAAAGAAAGUACUCGGCCAAGCUAUUGGAAGCCAGAUAGUGAGUGUCAUGCGUGUUAUAUUUGUAAACGACCAUUCAAUAGUACGACAAAUCGGCUACAUCAUUGUCGAAGUUGUGGUGAUGGUGUUUGUGAGACUUGCUCUCCUAAUCAACGAUCAGUACCGGAGAGAGAUUGGUUGUCACCUGUUCGCAUGUUCAUGUACAAUGGUUAUGCUUCGUAUGAUGAGGAAAUUCAACGACAUAUUGUAUCUAACUCGUCCUUAUCAUCCAUUGUACCAUUACCCGUUGCCGAAGAAAUUGCUCUACCGUUUCUAACAUAUAUCUACGAAUCCAUAAUCAGUAAUCGACCAUUUUCUAUUACGAUCGAUAAGGAUCUCAAAUGGGCAUUGGAAGUUUUUGCAUUUGGCUUCACAUGUGAACAAAGUUCAAUUUAUCAAUUAUGUGCAAAUAUUUAUGUCGAAUGGUUGAAAGUAUUCGAGAAUACAUCGGUGAAUUUAACUUCGAUUCCGUCAAUUCUUCGGGAAAAAACCGAGUUCUAUUGGUCACAAAUGUUUUGGCAUUUAUAUCAUCUCUUCGUCACUCACAAUGAAAAAUCAGCGGAUCUCUUGACGAAAAGUAUGUAUACUCAUAAAGUUCUCCGGCAAUUACAAACAAUGAUCAGUCAAACGGAAUUAAGUGUUGAUCUAUGGCACAUUCUACUUCAAGUAUUUCUAGCGAUUGGCAAUGCUGUUCUAUCACCAGCAUAUCGGACAAAUGAAGAGGGUGGUGCAGUGAUGAGUCAUCGACUUGUUCCAUCCAUUUAUCAAGUAUUUAUGGUUGCUGUUGACAAGGUACACAUUCCACCUGGACUAUGGAGAACAUUUCGAGAUUACGCUGCUACUUGGCGUCAUCGACCAGCUGUAGUUUACGAUUGGGCUCAACUUACGUGUGUCCUUGCAUCGACUGUUGUGCAUAAAUUAUGGUGGCCAGAUUUAGUUCCACUUCAGUAUGUUUGUACUGAAACUGAUCAAGGAGAAUAUGUGCAAAAGAUAAUCGAUUCUCUUUCGUUGAGUCGAUUAGUUAUAACAUGGAUACAAUUUCUUACCAUUUUACAAAAUCCAUCGGAAUGUGGCGAUGUUUCGGUGUUUCUUCGCAUGCCAACGUAUGCUGGACAAUUUCAAAUUAAUUCAAAUACAAAAUUGAAAGAUUUUCCAUCUUUACAAGAACUUCCACGAGUAUUCGUCAAUGUCACGAAAGCAAUCGGCAUGUUCGUUGACAUAUGGCUAGGAAAAGACGUUGAUCCGACGCCUUUAUACAGUCCCAAACCUUCGACUACUCCAACACCGUUAAGCAUGGCUGAAAAUAUUGCAGCGAGCAAUGCUACAAGCUCACAAUCGCGUGCGUUUACUCAAUCUGUUCGUGGUCAUCCAACAACCUCGCAACAACAACCUUCGACAGUAGGAACAUUGAAAGCUACAAAGUCUCAAGCUGAUACACGACGAGUGAGUGUUCCAUCUGGCCAAACUGUUUCACCAGUACAUACAAAUGUCGCGUUGACAAAUCUGCAACUAACUCGUGCUGAACAAAGUCCUAAACAUUUACGAACAAACCGUCCAACGGUGAACAGUUUAAUGCAUCUCUACGGUCCAUGGAUAUUAGAUGCUUGUUUAUUACAAAUCAAAGAUCGUUUUACUCGCUCAACAACAAUCGUCAAUGUGAAUGAUGCUACUCGAAUGAUUGAAAUAGAUAAAAUGCUAGAUAUACAGAAUGAACGUUUAAUGGAUGAAGCUUUUGCAAAAUCAUUUGCAACUAUAUGUACAAUAUUUAAUAGUGCACAGUGUGAUGAAUAUAUCCAUCCGGAAUACUUAAGUCGAUUUUAUUUUGUUCUACAACAAGGUUUACGAUUCUAUCACGGCGAUGAGCAACGCUCUUUUACAAUAAUUGAAUCGAUCCUCCUGCAUAGUGCUGAUUUAUUUCGUAUUAAUUUACGUGGAAUUAACAUUCUAUUACCACUCUAUCUGGAUGCAAUUGAAUAUUAUAUCCAUCAUGACUCUCAAGUACUGACGAAUUCGCAAUCCCAUGUGAAAGGCACGCCGACUUAUGAGCGUUUAACACGUAUUCGUUCAAAAUGUAUACAAAUUCUGAUGUCAAUUGUUAGUCUACCAUUCCAUUAUGAACAUUUACAGCAGCAUCUCUUCGAGGAUUACUUAGAAAAAUCACAUGAUGUGCAAACGACCAUGAAAACGUUCUCACAAUAUCGAUUGAAAAUCUUUCCUUUGUUAUUAACUGCCCUACAAUCUGAACAAGACACAGCUAAUGCACAACUAUUAUUCGGUACGAUUCGUCUAGCUUGUUCAUUGGCGGCACAUUACGAACGACAACAUGAAACAGUUGAGGAGAAAAGUUUAAAAGAUCGAACAUCGGACGAUCUCAGUGAUGCAGUCAUCUUGAUUUGUGAAAAAGGCACAAAUGAUUCUCAGCUGUUUCUCGCUGCCCUUGAUACCUUAAUUUCAAUUGUUACCGAUCCGAUAUGUCAACUACCGAUUGAUAUUUGGAAAAAAGUUCUGAAACGUUUAUGUACAUUCAUUGAUACGCAACUACAUCUUGGUCACACGCACCAUACACGUGAAAUGCAUUCGACAUGUGUAGCUACGUAUAAUACACUGAUAACUCUAAUUAUCGAACGACCAACAUUACUGGAUGAUCCAGACAAUCUCUUUCAAUUAUGUGAAAUCAUUGAACUAGGAAUAUCGGGUGAAAAAGCUCAAUCAGCAGAAAAAAUUGUCUACAAGAAGUACAAAGAACAACAUCCGGCGUCGCAACGUGUUGCUGAAGCUGCGGAAUAUCUCAUGUGUGUCCUAUUCGAACACAAAACCAUAAAGCGUCUAACCAAUAUUUCUCAGCGUUCAGUAACAGCAGCAUGUCUACAUGCCGAAUUAACUGGUGAUAUCAUAAACGAAGAGGCGGUGUUGCAUUUGAAGAAUGAUAUCUGUCGAAAUUGGUUGGAUGAAACCACGUUUGCUAACCUAAUGACAUCGACACGAUUCAAAUAUUUUGCUGUGAAUGACAAUACAUUAUUCGCAAUUAAUGAACUACCAAUCAGUGUUAAUAACAGUAUGCCAGCAAUCAUUCUUCUUUGUCGUGGACUAUUUGGUAAAAAUGUUUGGACACUAAAUUUUCGUCAUGAUCCAAUGUCAAGUGCAUCGAUACAAAGAAAUCGAUCACAUGAACGAACAUUCAAUGAAAGUGACAAAAGUAGCACAACAUCAGUUGCAACAUCGUCGAUCGAUCACAAAGAAAAACAUCAUACAUCACAUAGUUCACGAAAUGAACGUGCGAAAAGUGAUUCUUCUCGUCAUAGCAGUUUUUACCAUCCACCUGAAUUGAGUAUUCCGACGAUGAACUCGAUUGUCAAGCGUGAAGAGGAUAAACUCAACAUGUUUCGAACUUUGAAAACCAAACAAAUCAAAAUUGAAGAACAUGCCAUACAACGUGCUCAUGUCGCUGAAGAAAUUCCAACACCGGAAUGCAAACCACCUGAAUGUCAAAAACAUUUCGAAGCUAUACGAUUAUUUCUCUCACAUUAUGGAUUUUGUUCAUUGGAUUCAAUGAAUCAUCUAUUACAUGGCAAACAAUGGAGCCAAUCAAAUCCUCUGGAUCAACUUCAUCCAAGAAUUAAAUUACUCGACUCGAGUGUACCAUCAUUCAUGGAGGAUAUCAAAACAUUAGAUAAAAUAUCGCCUACACUGUACUGUACAGGACAAAUCUUUUAUCUGAAGCGUGAUCAACGUUCGCUCAACGAAUCGUUUUUGAAUGCGAAAACACCAGAACAAUUGAAUCCUGCAUUUUUAACACUCGUUUCACAAUUUGGUUCGGUUGUGGAAACAAAACGUCAUUGUGGUUGGACGGGAAAUGUUGAAACAAGUUGGAAAACAGUUUCCGCUGCUCAGGCAAACACGAGUCCCAAAUCAAAAACAUUGUAUGAGAUCGACGGUGACGAUAGCAUAUUAUAUUGGGUUGAUCUAACUACUGAAAUGGCUUUUUAUCUCCCACAUCAAUUUCCUCCUGACAAUCAAGGCACGGAAAUGCGAAUACUAAUCGUUUGGUUCGAAGAAUUUCGUGAUGAUCUCGAUCCGAUACUACCCGCUCCUGAAUCACAAUCGAAAACUCGCGAUAUCUCGAUCAUUGGCAUUCAUCCAUUGAAAAAUCAUUUACUUCGCAUUUCACUGAAUUCCAACGCUCAACGAUUACAAUCAGCAUGCGCGAGUAUUCCUUUAAUCGAUGGUAUGGUCAUCCCGUUGCAUAUCUUGCCGUUCUUUCUUCGGCAAGCUGUACAUAACUUAAGUCGUCGCAAACGAUUAGAAGAUAGUCAAAUUUCGCAAACAGCCUAUUCAGUUCGUAAAAGUCGUAUUACAAAAAUCAUUGAUCGAUAUCAAAAUCGAACACGACAAAAUCUGGAUGAUUUCUUUCAAAAUAUCUUCUUUUCCUCAGUAACACCGGCAGCUAAACAACAACCACCUACGAUUCCUUCACCAUCACGCCCCAAUUCAAUGAUCGUUGUGCAAUCGUAG